UGAAUUCCCAACACUGGAGUGUAGAGAGAGACUGCCGAUUCACUGUUAGCAAUAGCUGAUUCAAAGGAAGCUUCUCUCUCUCUCUCUCUCACACACACAUACACACUCAAAUCUCAGUUUGAAUUAGAUUCAGGACGGAUUCGAUUGCUUUUUGUUUGCGAAAAUGGGCAGCAAAAGGGAAGAAGAGAGAAACGAGAAGAUUAUUAGGGGUCUCAUGAAGCUGCCUCCUAAUCGCCGAUGCAUUAACUGCAACAGCUUGGGUCCUCAAUAUGUAUGCACAAAUUUUUGGACGUUUAUCUGUACUACAUGUAGUGGAAUACAUCGUGAGUUCACGCACCGUGUUAAGUCAGUUUCAAUGGCAAAGUUUACAUUUCAAGAAGUGGAUGCUCUUCAGAAAGGCGGUAAUCAGCGUGCGAGGGAUUUAUUUUUGAAGGCCUGGGAUCCUGAGACUGAGAGGAACAAACUUGUGGAUAAUAGCAAUAUUGAUAAACUUCGCGGCUUUAUAAAGGACGUAUACAUUGAUAAAAAGUAUUCCAUGGACAAGUCUUCUGAUAGGCCUCCAAGAGAUCCACAGAAUUUAAGAAGCCAAGAAGAUGAAAUGAGGCGAGCAAGCUCAUAUCAUUCGUACUCUCAAAGUCCGCCAUAUGAUUUUCAAUAUGAAGAAAGGCGAUACGGGAAACAUGCACCUUCACUUACUAGAAAGCCUGGUUCAGAUCGAGGACUUUAUGAGGGAAAGCUUGCUGGAUUUUUGAGUCCCAAUCGUUUAAGUGACUAUGCAAAGAAUGACAGGUUUUCGAAUGAGGGUUCUAAUUCCAGAAUGUCAGAUUAUACUGGUAAUGGUGGAGUUGAUCUUUUCAAAUCUGAUGUUUUAUCUCCUAGUUCCCAGAAUGAAACUUGGAGCCCAUUUAGUGAAUCAAAUUCAAGAGAAGCUCCCUCGUUACAUAAAUCAGAUGUAAUCAACAGUAGAUUUCAUCCUCAGCCUCAGAGAACUGUAUCCUUAGGAAGCUUUGGUUACUUUGAUAGCAGUUCCACAUCUUUCAAGUCAGUUGAUUCUACGAGCUUUCCUGAAGUUGUGUCUGAUCUUGGACAUUCUGCUGAGGUUUCCCAUGACAAAUCUACACCUGGAUCUUCAGUGUCCGGGGCCUUUGCUGGCUUGGACCUUUUUAAAACACCUUUUGCACAACAAAAUGCCUCUUCAACACCUCCAACUGGUAUUAAUUCUCAAUUGCCAGAGUCAUUGUUGGCACAAUCUUUUAACGACAUCCAAGAGUCUUCCACUUCUGCAGUUCCAUCAUUCUCCGAGCAACAACCAUCAGAAAUUCUACAACCUUCACCACUAGACUUGUUCACCUCUCCAUUCCAGCAACAAUCUGUUGUGUCUAACAAGGAAGAGGCCUCUAAUGUUGUGAUGUCAAAUGAUGGAGGGUGGGCAACUUUUGAUACGGCUCAGAACAUUGAGCCUAUUGGCACUGAAAAUUCAGCUCCGGCUGCAGUGCCUUAUUCUGAUGGAAGUAUUCUAGGAAACUUUAACCCAUUUUCCACCGAUGAAAGUUCCUCAUUUCAAGCUUCAGCUGGCCACGAACCUUCUGCAUCUACAUUUACUUUUGAAACCACUGAUAAUCCGUUUGAUGCUGCGGCUGUUGCUGAAGGACAUCCUACCCAAAAUGUUAUAGAAAUUAACAAACAAACUGCUCUUCACUCUGCUUCUGAUGCGGAGAAAUUGCUUGGUGAUGGUGGAUAUGAGUCUUUGAGUGAUUAUGGCAGGGUGACAACUUCGAGUGAGAGUGAACCACCAUUAUCCAGCUUAUCAUCAAAUUUCGAUAUAACACUAAAUGACUUCCCAAUCGGUCCAUCAGAGGCUGGCGUGGGUUCACUUGCAACUGAUCAUAAAUCCAGCAAUCCAUUUGAUCUGCCUUAUGAUUCCGACGUAGAAUCUACAAAUAUGUCUCAGUUGUGGAACAUGAGCUCUUUGCAAGUAGCUCUGCCAAAUCUCCAGAUGGCAGCCACUUAUGAUGAUGGAGUAAAUCAAUUAUGGUUUCCCCAAAAUCCAGUUCCCUCCUUCGUCCCUGGGGGAGUUUCGUUCGACUCAUCCAGUGGCUCUAUGGGAUAUAUAGCAGGGCAAGCACCAAACACCUCAAUAACGAGUAUCCAUACUCAUGGUCCCGUUGCCUCCGUUGGUGGAAACCCUUUCGCCUAGACACAGAAUCUCUUCAUAGAAAUGAUAAUAUUGGCAAAACAAGAGAUCACCUAGCUAGUUGUUUGCGCAGAUUAUCAAUAGUUGUCUUUCCUAUCAAGUUAAUCUGCAGUAGAACUACAAAGAGGCGUGUGCUCUGUAAUUGUAAUUGCUUGCUUUGCUAACAUGAUUGUGAUUCUUUUUUAAUCUAUUUUCCCA
Salvia hispanica is the source of this 2392-nucleotide messenger RNA. Its product is annotated as putative ADP-ribosylation factor GTPase-activating protein AGD14. Gene Ontology annotation, molecular function: GTPase activator activity. The record is from RefSeq and is a predicted model, not a curated record. Lineage: Eukaryota; Viridiplantae; Streptophyta; Magnoliopsida; Lamiales; Lamiaceae.